CUGAUCCAACUCGACCUAAAUUUGACAUUUUGGACUCAGAAGGACUUGAGUACCACCGUUGGGUUUCCGAUGUAGAAACUGCCUUUGUGGCAAAAGACUACACUGCCACCAUCAAAACUCCCACUGACCCCAGAGACGAUGGACCGUCUGACAAGGUGAAAGCAAAUGCCUUAAUGUUUCUGAGACGACAUAUGGAUCCUAGCCUACGCUGGGAGUAACUUCAGUUGAAGACACCCAAAGAACUGUGGGAUGCUCUUAAGGGACGUUUUGGGAACAUUCAUGACACCUUGCUCCCAGAACUGACCGUUCAGUGGAAUGAAAUCCGCUUGCUUGACUACAAAAGGGUCAAUGACUUCAACAAGGACAUGUUGCGCCUCAAGGCACGUCUAAAUUUCUGUGGAAAGGAACUCACAGAAGAUUAUAUGAUCCAGAAGACUCUAGAGUAUGACAACAAAAGAAUCACAACCUUCAAUAAGCUGAUCAACCUACUGCAAGUGGCUGAGAGGCAUGAUGAAGUUCUUUUGAGCAACAAUGCCAGGCCCAUUGGGACAAAGAAAAUUCCCGAGACUAAUUAUGGCAAAGUGAAAGAUGGAAAGAACCCCAAUGCAAAGGGGGUUAGACUUGCUAAUCCCUACCCACGUGGCAAUAAUGCACCACAUGGCAAGGGACAUGGGGGUCGUGAUAUAGGUCGUGGAGGCCCUCCCAAUAUAUGGCGCAGAGAUGGUGGUGUUGGCCCUAGUGGUAAUGGAAACAAGGUGCAAAGGGCACCCAAGAACCCUUCAGUCAAACCGGAUAGAGUUGGCAAUGAACCAUGCUAUAGGUGUGGAAUCAUUGGGCAUUGGUACAAGAACUGCCAAGCAAGCAACACAGUAGCAGCCACUUACAAGAGAUAUAGGGAGUCUAAAGAACAAGAGGCUCACUAUAUGGAAGAAGGAGGCCAUGACCCAGACGUCAACCUCACAAUUACAGACUUUAAUGGCAAUAAGGAACUUGCUCAGUCAAUCGAUGCCUGAUAGGAGCAUAAUAUAAGUUAACUUCGACAGAGUACUGAGAGCAGCUCAGAAAGAACCAGAUAAUGAUCUUUCUAUUGUUGGAAAACUUCAGAUGUCUAGUUUCCACAUCUUUUUACGGUUCGUCGAUAUCAUUUUUCUAGAAGAAGUUAUGGCCGAUUUAGUACAGUAAGGUCAAGCUGCGCGUGAAUCUGGUUUUUGACGGAAAUUUAUAUUUACAUGAAGAUUCUAGAGUCUAUGACGUCCAAAGGCUUCCUCAAUCAUACUUGGAUACAAAUAGGAGAUGAUUACUCAAUCUUGAUGACAUGGAAUUAUUUUAUUGGUUUGAAAGUAAUUAAAUUGUGCACCAAUCGAAGGAAACCUCAAGCAAAUUACAAGCAGAGUUAAAGAAGGAAACUAGGGUUGUGUAUCCCUAUAUAAAGAGCCUCUGCAACACAAUGAAGAGGACCGCACCCUCCACCUUCUCUUCUACCUCUCUUUCUUGUUCCUCCGCCACCAUAUUUUUGUUUUUCUCUAUUUUUAUGUAUAACUAAAUUACUUUUGUUAGGGGCGAGGUUUG
This is a messenger RNA of Rosa rugosa (rugosa rose), 1569 nucleotides long. RefSeq lists its product as uncharacterized. The transcript is spliced from 2 exons. The record is from RefSeq and is a predicted model, not a curated record. Lineage: Eukaryota; Viridiplantae; Streptophyta; Magnoliopsida; Rosales; Rosaceae. Bases 366 to 1013 code for a protein of 215 amino acids. Gene Ontology annotation, molecular function: zinc ion binding; nucleic acid binding.